AUGGAUCAUGGUUACCAGAAAGCUGUGGGAGCGAUAAUGAACCAGAGAGGACAUGGUUUCUUUCGGAUAAUUCUUGUCUUGUCUUUAGGGACCCAAAUCACUAAAGAGCAGCCUUUCCCCGACACUGAAGGAUUCACUCAAAAUGGAAUCCAUGACGUAAUACCACAGAAUACAUCGUCAUCAAAAACUAUACAAAAGGACGAUGGAUAUUACUUAGACUUAUUAAACGGGAUCUGUAGGGAGGGGUGGGUUAAAGGACGGGUCAAUGACGUCACGGUAUGUCUCAGGACAAACUCGGAUCCAAUGUCAUGGGAAGAUGCACGUGAUACAUGUAGGAGUGAGUUCUCGUUCCUGAUGAAGAUGGAAGCACCUGUUACAGUAGAAUCCAAAGACCUAGGAGACUACCUUAAAGAGAAAAACAUUGAUCAGAUAUGGACUGGCCUUCAUGAAGAAGGGGGAUUUCUUGUUUGGGAUGAGAUAGCACCACAUAAAGUUCGUGCCUAUAAUGACCCUUUGGAGGAAGAGCUGCUACAGCGUCGAAUAUGGAACUGGAAUAUCGAGCCCGACGUUAAUGACGAUAUUGAUGAUAGUGAUGAUUUUGAAUUCCAAGAAGAGGAGAGCCAUUCUACUUGUGGAUCUCUGAAUUUUAACAGACAUUAUGGGGAACAUGUUAUAUCAAAACGAGCUGUCAACAGAAGUGUAAAAAAUGCUAAAAGUUUACAUAUUGAUGAUGUAUUCGAAUCGGAUCAUACCCCAUCACCGACUUCCAGAGAAAUCGACAAUUCUCCCGACUCAACUAAAAGCCGCCCGCAGAAAGGCAAAAUGAACUUAUUACAAUUCAUGCAACAUUUAAAACAACUUACCAAACUUAAUGCAAGGCGCAGACUGGGAACUGUUCACAGUGCAAAUGAUAAUAAGAAAUAUGUAAACUCACAGCGUGUUAGGAUGACAGAGAAAAAUGAAAAUGACCAAGAAUUCACUACAAAUCUUAAUGAAGAUAUAGAACCGGUAAACCCUACUGAGGAGACUGAUUUCUUCGAGCGAAGAAAGAAGGAAUCUUUUCCAAAACUACCACCUAAAACGCCCCCGAAAUUAUUUCCGUCUUUCUUUGACAGUUUUAAAGAUGACAAUUCUACUAUAAAGGGUAAUGUUGCAGAAAAUUUUACGAAAUUUGAUCAAAAUAUAGACAACUCAACCAGUGAAUCUAGAGUUAUCCUCCCUAUUCCAACAUUCAGUACCAAAGAAAAAGCAAGGGAAGAAGCAAAUGUUUAUCCUGAUGAUUAUGUUAAUUAUGAUGAUUUAAUUUUGAAUGAAUCAAAGAAAAAGUCAACACAGGUCACUGUUCUUAAACCAACACCAGCGACUCCUUAUAAGAAAGUGAAACCUGUGCCUACACCACCCACAACAAAUCAUGGAAAGAGGUUAAAAAUGAUAAAACCACCACCAGUUAAAGUUAAAACACAACCGAAGUCUAAAAAUGUAACCAUGGAAUCUGAAUCCUCAGAGGAAAGAAUAAAAAUAAAAAACCCUAUAGGUAUUGCUAAAACAUUGGUCAGAAAGAAUGCUGGUCAGAACAGAGGUUUAAGUAAAGCUGAAAAGGCGAAAAGAAUCACUGACUCACUGGCUACAUCAAGUGAAGAUAUUUCUAAAGAAGAUAGCGAUGAACUUGAUGACUCCUCAUCUAAUCAAAAUACUACGAACAAUGUACGAAAGAUAACAAUUCAAAAGAAAGACGAUGCAAAUGGAAAGAAUUUUGACAAACUACCCACCACCCUCGACAUUCCGCCAUUGAUCGAUAUUAAGAAACAUCAAAGUAAAGAAGCUUCCAAGGAUUCAAGCAGACUGUCAGAUGAAAGAAAACAGCGACAUUCAGAAACAGAUGAAGUGGUAUCGAGAGAUGGAAUUGAGUCUGAAUCGGAAGAGAGACUGCAAGUAGAUACUAAAAACAAUAACAAUGAACAACUCAUGGACGAUGAAACGGUAAAGAAAAACGAUAAAGAUAAGAAAGAGACAGCGAAGCCAGUGCCAAUUAGUCUUGGUUCAGAAGAAUCCGAAGACGUCAAAGCUUACUUAGAAGCACUUAAGGCAAGUAUAAGAAAGGUAAAGGCGGAAGCACAAAAAGAACCUACUGCAGUAUCCAGUGAGGAGAAAGACGACCAAAAGAAAAAGAAUGUAAAGUCGUCUACACUUUUCAAUACUCGUACCGAUUAUGAUCUGACUGAAUCUGACAGUCUUGUUACAAAUACAGAGCAAUCCAAUGAAAGUAAAAAUACAAGAAGGAAGACUGAAAAGGCAAAGGAAUCCUUAAAAGGAAAAAUUAACAAGAAAAGAAUGGAUAAGAAAAAACAGAAAUCAAUUAUUGAUAAGAAACUGAUAUUAGAUUUACCCCCACCACCCCCACCGAUAAAGUCAACUCAGGGAAAGAAAGAAAACAAAAAGAACGUACAGAAAUUACGCGCAAAUAAAGGAAAUCAAGACUUGAAAGAAAACAAUAAAAGAAUGUUACCAAAAGUAAGUAACAAAAACAAGGGACUUGCUAUUCCACUUAAAACAACUGGAGAUAUUGGUGAUACUUACGUCAAGGAUUAUAUAAAUGCUUUAAAAGCUGCCCGGAAACAAAAUCCUUUAUCUAUUGCAACAAAUUCGAAGAAGAUUUCCAAACCUAUUGCAAAACAUGCAAAAAUCAUUUCUGAAAAUUCAAAUAAAAAGGUGCACAAAAAUGAUACAACCAAGAAGCUUAAAGUUUCUAGUGAGUCCACUGAUAGGUCAAAAAGCAGCAGCAGUUACAGUGAAAAGGAAAGUAGUUUAAGUGAUUCAAUUUCAUCUGAAAAUUUAUCAUCUGAAGAUGAAGAAACACAUAGAAUACGAGAUACAGAAAGUAAAAGGAAAUCUGUAAAAGAUAAUAGAUCGCCACCUUCUAUUAAUGUCGAAGAGAAGCAGAAUAUAAAGGAAAAUAAUCCGUCAAACACAGGUUCAUCAGAAAAAAUAUCAGGCAAUCCCAUAAGUAAUAAAAGUGACCAAAACAUUGUAGAAAAAUCAUCUAAUGCAGCGAAGGUGAAGGAAAUUAAAAGUGACAAGAUACAAAGGAAAUCACCAGACAAACAAAAAGAUAAAGACUUUAAAAACCAAAAUAAAGAGGUUGUCACUAGCAGUGCUAAUAUUGAGAAAGAACUAGCUAAAAUUCCUAAUGUAACAAGUGAAAGUAAAGAAACGGAAGAAAAAGAUAGUGAGGAAAAUAAGAACCUGAAAGGUGAAGAAAAGAAAUCGGACAUUUCUGAAAGUAAACCAAUUUUGACAAAAAUUCAAAAUGAGGAAAAACUCAAAAGAGAAAACCCUCCACGUAUCACUCCCAGGAAAGUAAAUCUUGAAUCGAGAAAAGCUAUUAAGAAAAACAAAGAACAAAGUACUGCAGACUUGCCUGCAGUUAUUAAUAUAGACGUCCCACUAGUCAAAACGGAACGAAAAAAGACGAUAGAAAACGAUGAUAAAAGUGAAGAGGAGGGUGAGGAAAAAGAAAGCAAGGAAUUAUCAAUAGAACAGCCCGUUUUGACUACUACAACACAGUCCAUGCUUAAUAGACAUGAUGAUACAGAAUUACCAAAUAAAACAAAUAAGAAGGCUGGUGGAAUUGUUAUUCCAACUCAAUCAAAUAUUAUAUUUGGCAGCAUGACUGAAAAUCCAAAGGACAAGGAGAGUGAAGAAGCUAUUUCUAAGGAGUCGGACAUAGUUAUGGCUGCAUCAACAAAGAAUAAAGGAUCUGUUGAAAUUGAUGAUAAAUCUAUCCCCAUAUCAAAAAGUCGGAAUGUUGAUCUAAAAAGUGUCAAGAUUGUAUCAAAAAAGUCAUUGGAAGAAAAAGAUAAAGCGAAAUCGAACAACCAAAUCCAAACUACCAUCUCUUUUUUGGAGAGUUCUAGCAACUCAGCGUCCAGUGAAAUCCUACAUUCGUCAAUGCAGAGUGAUGACGUCGAUGAUUCAGCCCCAUUAACAGAGAACAGAGAGUCGGAGCCGGACGAUGAAACUGGCAAAUUAGUCAUUGAUAUGACCGAUAAAAAUAAAACAGACUCAUAUUCCUCUGAUGAAGAAUCAAAUGAAAAUACAUCUUCCCAAAGCGUUACAUUAACACCAGAUGUUGAUGACUAUGAAACCACGACUUCUUCUGAAGAUGAUUCAAUCAAGGGAUCAGGGGCAACUUUAUCAUUACCUUCCACUCUUUAUGAUAUCACUAAAGUUAACAAAGCAAGAUCUGAUUCAAAGGACAGAGUAAAACAAGGCAGUGAGGAUGUAAGUAGCAAAUCAUCAGAAAAAAUGUCCGUUGAUCAUUUGUCAGUAGAAAGUACAGAAUCUAAUGAAAUUGUUGAGUCUGUCGAAAAGCAAUCAUCGUACAGCAGCAAAGAAAAUGAUCUUCCAGUCAAGAGUGAUUAUCAUAUUGAUAACAAACUUACUGAAGCAAGUGUCAACACAACGGAUUUGCUGGGUGAAGAUAACAUAGAUUCAAAGAAAGAACGUGUAGAAAAUGUAGAAAAUAUCAGUAAAUCAUCGGAAGAAAUCAGCAAAGAUGAUGAAUCGAAAGAAAUAGUCAGAACAACGAUGCCAUCAAGACCAUCAAGUAAAUUAAUAAAGAAUGAUGUUAAAGAUACCGAUGAAGAUGAAAGUGAUGAAGAUAAAGAAACUCAUCAAUCUACUACGUCAUUGCCAGUAAUAGAAGUAAUUAAUAAUCAAAGUGGGGGAAAUGAUGAAUUUGGUGUUGUUGAAGACUCUAGAGAAGAUACAUUUGAUGUGCUUAGAGCAGGAACUAUGCCUAAAAAUGAUAGCGGUGACAAAGGCACGGAAAGAAACAAUGAAAUAAGUAAAUCAGCAUUAAACAAGGACGAAAAUGACAGUCCCGAAAACAAGGAUUCUGAUGUAGAAAAUGUUGAAGAUUUAAAGGAUGUCAAAAGCACGUCAAAGGAGUCAGUAGAAUCAAAUGAGAACAGUAGCAACUUUCCCGGUAAAUCAAAUUCUGAUGAAAGAAAUGUGACUGAAGAGGAUGAUAGCAGUUCAAAGGAGUCUUUCAAACCAAAUGAAGAAGAAAAUAGUGAUGGUAACAUAAAACUAUCAUCUAUUGUGGACAAUGCCAUACUUAAGUUGGAUGAUGAUACAAGCACUUCAAGUGAGUCAAAUGACGCAUCUGAAGUAGAAACUGAUGAAAGUUUCUCAAAAUACCUCUCCAGUGUAAAAGAUGACAAGAAAAAUUCAAUAACAGUAAAUAGUAUUUCAAAGGAAUCAUUAGAUACAUCUGAAGAGAAAAACGUUGACAAUCUCAAGAAACACCCGAAAGAUGUAGAAAAUUAUAAUACAAAUCUAGGAAUAGAUAUAAGUUCUUCAGAGGAGUCAGAAGAGACAUUUAAAGUACAAUCUAAUAAUAAUUCAUCAGUUCUUACUUUCGAUUUAAAAGAUAGCAAUAGAACUUUGAGUGAUGAUCCCAGUUUUUCACUAGAGUCAGUAGAAACAUUGCAAGAGAACAACGAUAGUCUUGAGAAAUUCUCUAAAGAUGUAGAAAAUGACAAUACAAAUUUUAGAAUUGAAAUGAGUACUUCCGGACAGUCAGAAGAGACAUUUAAAGUAAAAUCUGAUAACGAUUCCUCAACAUACACUUCAGAUAAAAAAGACAGCAAUGAAAUACUGAACGAUGAUACUAGCUUUUCAGGAGAGUCAAUAGAAACAUCUGAAGAUUCAGAUAACAAUAGUGAUAUACCUGCAAAACAAUCUUUCAAUGUAGAAAAUAACAAUGAAGAUUUGAACUUCGAUUCAAAUAUUUCGAAAGAGUCAGUCGAAAACCCUAUAGAGAGCAAAGAUGGUUCUAUGACUUCACCUGAUGAUUUGGAAAAUGUUUAUAAAACAUUUGACGAAAUUUCUACCAAUUCAAAUGAGUCAGAAGAAUAUUCUAAAGAAAGCGAAGAAAAUAUUCCAAUUAAUGAUGCAGAAAAUAUCACACAUAAUUUGAGCGUCAAAAAUACCAAAUCUAAAGAAUCAACAGAGGAAAGUGAAGAGAGGAACAAUGUCAACACUAUUGAAGAAACAAAUAAACAUAAAAUCUUAAACAAUGAGACCACAGGGUCAAUCGAGUCAGAAGAAACAUCUGAAGAGGAAUACAAGGAAAGUUUCACCGACGCAAAACUUGUUAAUAAAAGUGCAAUUGAUGAAUCAAGCAUUUCAGAAGAAUCAGCAGAGAAUCUUGAUAAAAAACAGGAAGACAGUCUUGAAAAUUUUCCGUCAGAUGUAGAAGAAAUUAUUGAAAAUUUAAGCAAAGACAGUAGUAACUCCAACGAGUCAGGAGAGAAAUCUGAAGAAGACACUGAUGAAAUUCCUGCCAAGUUAUCCACCGAUGUUAAAAAGGUGGCAAAUGUGGGUGUGAAAUCGAAAAGUUCGACGGAUUCUUUAGAAAAUACUCGAGAUGCCAGCCCUACUGAGGAAGAUGACAUUGAUUCUACACAUUUUCGCAGUUCUGAUGAAAAUAAGUUGAUAAGGAGUGGUUCCUAUGAAAUAAAAGAUUAUUUAGCAGAACAGUUUAAAAAUUUCGAGGAGCCGCAGGACGAUGAGGCUAUGUACAUGAAAGAGGUCAAUCGUGAUAAAAUGGAAAGGGAUAAAAACUAUGAAAGAGAUAUUUCUCAGGAGAUCCCGAUUGUAUUGGAAGCAAUUAAAAAUAUAGACGAUUCCCAAGAGCGAACAACUGUUAUCCAGUCAGAUGAGGCAUUCAGGUCACUGUUUGAGAGGUUAAGCAACAAAACAAGAGACCUGAUGGCGGAGGCAGCCUCUAAGGACGAAGUUCGUCAUAGGGAAGAUCAAGAUCUAGAUCUGGCAGGUAUUCGUGGGGAGAUUUCUGAUGACAUGGAUAUGGAUCCUGAAGAUAUUCUGGCACAAGAAGCUGAUUUGAGGGCAGAAGCAAAUGUCAAAGGAGCUUUGCUUCCAAGUUAUUCAAAGCCACAGACCAUAACAAAAAAGAUCGACAUAAGUAAAGCGAACAUGAAGCUGUCCAACUGUAAUGCAAGGAGAACAUCUUUGUGUUUCACAUACCCAGUAACAGUCGAAAGCACAGCAUCAAGCUGUGAUUCGGGGUGGGUAGGUCAUGUUUUUCAUAGAAAGUGUUACCGAAUCAUGCGAAACGCCAACACAAUACCAAAAAUGCAAUACAAGAAUGCAAAAAAUAUUUGUGAAAUGGAGGGAGGAGAUGUUGCUCAUAUGACGGACGGAUAUGGUGGACGGUUCUUAAUCAUGACGCUUUUAAAAAGUAUAAAGGAAAAUACAAAAGAGCUGCCCCCAAAGGAGAAUAUUCCUCCAGUUUGGGUGUAUAGUCCAACCAGCGAUCCAAGUUGUCAUGUAAUGACACCCUCUGGUCCAAUUGCUAUGGGAUGCAACCAAAGUAUAGCAGUUGCAAUCUGCGAGAAAAAUGCUAAUGAUAUAGGUGUACAAACCACAGGAAACUCUCAUCCAUCACUUGGAAUCAUGGAAUUCACGUUAAAUGAUAAAAAGAUAUUGAAAUGUGAUUUGAAGAAUUCUGCUGCUGAACUACCAAUCCUGUGGUUUAAGGAUGGCCGCCUUGUAGAUAUCAAAGUGAAGAAGCGAAAGGAGAGCAUACUGCCCCAUUUAGGUGGACGUCCGAUUUCUCCUCUACCCGAACCGGCGGAGACGCCAAUAACCAGUCUAGAAUUAAACACUUGGUUGAGAAAGACGCUGCAGACGUCCACAGAACAUCCAGUUUCUGAGGAAGUUUUUCAAGGAAACUACUGGUGUGAGGGGUGGACGUCCAGACCAUUUGCCAGAAUGAAGUCCGAUGAAAUCUUUGUCCGCUUCAAAGAUGUGAUAACGUUUGUUGGAAGAGUCAGACUUCCAGCGAUUCCGUACGAUGAACGACUUCUCCAUAACAAGAUUGAGAAGAACUUGCCUCCAAUCAUGAAUAUCAUGACAGACCUCAGAUUUAUCAACGAGAUUGUGUUCCGCAAACUUCAACAAGAGUUUCCUAACCUGGAGAGUAUCUCCGCUUUCCCAGGGGAAAUAUCGAGCAAACCACCUCUACAAUUAUCAUACAAUAUUUACAUAAGAGCCUCUAAAAACUACACGAUUGCAGACGAAAUACCUCUGUUUAAGAGCCUGCGCAGCCGAUAUCAAGAAAUAUUAAUGGAUGGCAACAUUUUGACUCGACUUCCUAGAGGCACCCCUAUUCGUUUUAUUCGUUCUAUCAGGAUUAGAAGUACAGUUUCCUGUCAACAAACAGAGCUAAGGGACCCCAGAACAAGGCUGGUGGCGAAUUUUUUCCCGGCGGGAAUCAAACUAAAUGUUUCUAGCAUUGAAGUUUGUGAGAAUGGUGAAAAAGCUGGAAAGGCUACUUGUAAAGGAGAUUUCCGAAGUGGUGCGUAUUGGGGUAAUAUUAGAAUAAAACAGGGGUGUGGAAUAUCAGAAACACACACGGAAGAGGAUACAAAUGACGAGUCCAAUGAUGUGACGGACAGCGAAGAAGCUGUGGAGGAGUAUGAGAACUUGGUUCAGAAAAUGACACCCGAGGAGAGAUUAAAGGAACUUGCAGAGAUGGACAUAGAGGAAAACAAUUUGGAGAGCAUUAUAGAAGAAACAGCUGAAAUCACAGACACGGUUGAAGAAAUAAAGGAGAACGAUCUAGAAUACAUUAAUGAAAUCAUGGAAAAAUCAGCCAUCAGUGAAGGCAAAACAAAAUUUGUGGCUUUAAAAGCUAUACAGACUGUGAAUAGGUUGUUAAUGAUGGAUGACGAUGUUUUUGAAAAAGCAAAGAGAGUCAGCAGCAUUAUCAAGAACUUCGAAAGGAUAGUCGAAGAUACGGAAUUAAGCGACGAUGGCUACUUCCGGUUGGUUCUCCCUAAUGUUGCUAUGGAGAUAUAUGAACUGGAAAAACAAAGCAAGCCAGUAAUUGGUAUGGCUGCUAAAACAGAUGAACAUGGGAAUGUAAUGUACACACCAUUUGACCAAAAGAGAAUUGUAACAAUUUAUAAUGAUUCUGCUUUCUAUGAAGAUGUUGAUGUGGCAAUACAUUUACCACCGGAACUGGUACAUGACACAAAAGCAGAAAACAAGUCAAGACUGUACAUGAUGGUAUAUAGAGAUGGGAACAUGUUCCAAGAUUCCUCAGUCCCCAUAAGUGUUGCUGAAGCACCCAGAGUCAUCAAAAGUCAUGAUCUUAAAAGACUGAAUAGUUUUGUUAUCUCUGCAAGCAUUGGGGGAAAGAAAAUCGAAGGACUCCAGCAAAAAGUCAAAACAAUAUUCCGACCGUUAAAGGAUCCUGCUGGACGCGCUCGCACAUGCGCUUUCUACAAUUUCACAAUGAACAACAAUGCAGGCGGUUGGUCAUCUGCUGGCUGUGUUUAUGACGGUCAGGUUAACGGACGUGAUGUCUGCCUGUGUGAUCACUUGACAAACUUUGCAGUCCUAGUCGAUUUCUAUGGACAAGAUGACCGUGUGGAUCGUGUACAUGAGGUGUCCCUGUCCAUCAUCUCUCUGAUUGGUCUGAGUCUCUCCAUCAUAGGACUGUCUCUCACAAUCAUCUCCUUCGUCUUUUUCAGGAAGUUACGUAAAGGUCGUGCCCAGCAGACGCUGUUUAACCUCGCUUUGUCAAUGCUAUGUUCCUGGGUGAUCUUCUUGGUGGGAAUCAAACAGACGUAUCAUUUCAUUGGCUGUUUAAUCGUGGCAGUCCUCCUCCAUUAUUUCAUUUUGGCGUCCUUUAUGUGGAUGUUAAUGGAGGCGUUCCUUCAGUAUCUAACGUUUGUCAAAGUCCUUGGUACCUAUGUUACGCGUUACACCCUGAAGUCAGUGAUUGCCGCAUGGGGACUACCAUUAAUUCCUGUUAUUUGCAUUCUGAGUAUAGACCACAAUCUGUAUAAAGGGGGCGAUCAUUACUGUUGGAUGUCACUAGACGCUUUCUACUACGGCUUUGCUCUUCCUAUCGGGCUCAUCAUUCUGGCCAACCUCAUUGUAUUUAUUAUCACUGUGGUCAGCAUUUUCCGGAGACCACAGGGAUUACGCAGUAACCAGUCCAAACACAAGAUGGCGAUUACAAAUUUACAAGCCGCCAUCACGAGCUUUGUACUUCUAGGACUGUCUUGGAUUUUGGGAUACUUUGCAAUAUCAGACGCCAGAUUACCAUUCCAGUAUGCCUUCACAAUAUUAAACUCACUACAAGGUUUCUUCAUUUUUGUUCUAUUUGUGGCACGAAAGAAGCAGGUGCGUGAACAAUGGAAGAUGAUUUGCUGCUGCAUCUUCCCGGAUCAACAGAAGGCACAGCGCACCCUAUCGGCGUCUGCCUCCUACCCCAGUACCUGCAGCAGCAGAAGUACAUCGAGUACUUCAACCCUUCAUCACGGGCGCACUGAGCGUUCAGACAGCUGUAAAACUACCACCAGCUUCAUUGGCUCUGAGUAUGACUCAAUUUACACUGUUCCGUACGCUCGCUCGUCACGUGAUUCACUGUAUUAUAGAAAAUUGUGAUAUUCUUUGUAUUUAUUUUGUUGUCUCAUCCUUGCUCAUGUUUAUGUUUGAUGUCUCCCUGAAUUUCCAAUUCUUUUCAAAGUUUUUUUUUUUUUUUUUUUUUUUUUUUUUUUUUUUGCAACAUUAAUUGUCCCUUACUUAAUGCAUCAAUAUCACAUCAGAUCAUUAUAAAGCUAAAAUCAUUGAAAGACAUUCCAAAUAUUGGAUACUCAGAACAGGGAUAGGGUAAAAAGGUUUUAUUUUAUGAAGCAUGUUCCUUUCAUUCUUAUUAAAACUUCUUGAUAUUUCUCUUAGCUUAUGGGAAGAUCUUCUUGAUGUUAUAACGUCGUCUGGAGCAGACAAUAUUAUUAUGUCUAUAGGUUUUGUCGUAACUUAAAUGUUUGGUAGAUAGAUAUUUAUGUUGCGUUAUAUAGUGCUCGUAUAACUUAUUAACUGGAUAAUUUUUAAUGUCAUUUCUCAUUGUCUCAAUAUGCCACUGCCAUAGAUUACAAACUGUCUUUUAGUUCCUGUAUGUUUUAUUUGCAUGUAGAAAUGCAUGUGCCAUCAUUCAGUUGACAUAUUUGAAAUAAACAUAUAAAAAUUUAA
Molecule: messenger RNA, 11073 nt
Organism: Saccostrea echinata
Lineage: Eukaryota; Metazoa; Mollusca; Bivalvia; Ostreida; Ostreidae
Exons: 23
Coding region: 1-10488 (3495 amino acids)
Biological process (GO): G protein-coupled receptor signaling pathway; cell surface receptor signaling pathway
Cellular component (GO): membrane
Molecular function (GO): G protein-coupled receptor activity
Source: RefSeq, a predicted model, not a curated record